Molecule: messenger RNA, 3749 nt
Organism: Coregonus sp. 'balchen'
Lineage: Eukaryota; Metazoa; Chordata; Actinopteri; Salmoniformes; Salmonidae
Source: the annotation of a GenBank genome assembly
AUGUCGACUACACAGGCAGGAGGUGUGUUCAUGUUUGGGAACCCAGCCAAGUAAAGACAGGCACCUAAUCAAAGUAGCCUAUUGCUCAACCCUUAUCUGUUAAUUGACCUACCUACAUUGUGUGCCUGUCCGUGUGCGUGUGGAACUAUUUCGACACAGAUAUAGAUAUUGAUCUAUGCAUCUUUGCACAGAUAGUUCGCUGGCAGCAUAGCCUUCUGUCUGCUUCCUUGUGACACAGUGACAGCAGUGACACUAACUGCCCUCCCUCUCUCUCCUCCUCUGCCCUCCAGGUGGUGUGAUACUGUAUGCUGGCUCAUCUGGUAGUGCCAGCCCCAGCCCUGGCAGCCCCUCCAGCGGGUACCAGACCCAGUCCCCCCGGUCCUCCCACUCCCAACCCUCAUCUCCUGAACCUGUCUCCUUCCCCGAGAUCGGCCCUCUGAAGAGAGAAAGAGGGGAGAACAGGGGAGGACCUUCACCCAAACUAGUCUUCCAGUUCCCUGAAGCCAAUGCCACUGCAACCACUACAUCGUCUGGCAAUACCUAUGCCCACCCUAUGGUGGCCAAGAGGCCCUGUAGCUUCACUGGCACCUUUACCAGUAAGUACCACUCCUACUGUCUUUCUGUCUUUCUGUUUUCUUAUUAUAUUUGUCUAUUAUAAUGUCUAACCAAUCAUUCCUCUCUUUGUGUACCUCACAGAGACAGGAGGCAUGGUGCUCCUGUGUAAGGUGUGCGGGGACAUCGCGUCUGGCUUCCAUUACGGUGUUCACGCCUGUGAAGGCUGCAAGGGUUUCUUCCGCCGCAGCAUCCAGCAGAACAUCCACUACAAGAUGUGUGUGAAGAAUGAGAGCUGCCUGAUCAUGCGCAUGAACCGCAACCGGUGCCAGCACUGCCGCUUCAAGAAGUGUCUCUCCGUGGGCAUGUCCAGAGAUGGUAAGAGAACAUUCCAUCUAUAUCUGGCGUCAUUCUCGUUCUUCAGUCACACCUCCUCAAUACCCCAUCCGUUCUCUCUCUCCUUCAUCUCUCCUUCUGUUCUUUCUUCCUCUCCUUCUCUAUCUCUGAUUGAUGACAGAAGCAGCUGGGGAGUCCCAGUAGUCAUCAGUCAUGGGAAAAACUGUUGCAAAUACGGUUUAUUUUAGUAAAUUAGGCCACAGGCCGCUUCAUUAUACCCUAUGUGGCAGGUUGAAAGUGUUUGCACAUCUAAAGUCUAAAACAUACAGGCAUUUAAUAUGCCAUGUUCUAAUACUGGUAAACUAUUCAGAUAUUAUUGGAGGAUAGUACAGUUGGUACAGUUAGAGGCCACCGUACCCUCCUGAGGUCUCUCUAAACUAGGUGAUAAUAAAUCAUCUACUUUUCUGGAGCAAACAUUUUGAGGUGACCUAUAAAAGGAAAACGCUAGCGAGGAGGAAAAUUACCCGCCAUUGCAGCAAUGCGCCAAUUACUGGAAAGGCUCUUAUUAUCACAGCAUAGGUGUUGCUUUUUCACUGUAAAUUGAUAUUUUUAUUGAUACCUUUGAUAUUUGAAGAUGUAAUGUAUGAAUACAAGGCAUUCAUUUAAAACUACAUUUUUGAUGUCACUCAUCUACCCCUUUUUCCCUUUUCAGCGUUUUACCCUUCACUCUCAAUCUCAUUCCCUUAAUCCCUAAUUCUCAUUCAAUCAUCCUCUCAUUUCCUUCACCCCUUUAAUCUUACCCUAUUACCCCCUCACCCUCUCACUCCUUCACCCUCUCAGUCCUUUACGUUUUCACUUUUCUCUACUUUGACAUCUCUCCUCCCUCACUCUGUCACUCGACCAAUGACAAUGUUUACUCCAGCUGACCCAGUAACCUAUUUUCAUAGAGAAAAUAACGAGUGCUUAACAGAAACACAGAGAGGAGCGAGAGAGCGAGAGUGAGCGAGGGGCGAGGUAGAAAGAGGAAGAGAGCGAUCAGGAUAGAUGGAGCAAGAGGGAAAGAGAUUGGGGGAAGGGGUGUAGCAUACAGUAGCAGACUAUAAAAAAAUAAAAAUAAUAAUAAUACAUGGAUUUUACAGAGGAUGUGCGCUAUAGAGAGGGGGAUGGGAGGUUUGGAGAGAUGACGAGGGGGAUGAAGGAGUCAAAUAGGAGAGGAAAGGGGGUGGUAUACCAUGUAAUUUCAUGGUUGAUUGAAACAGACUGGUUAUAUAGAGAGGAGAGAAAUCUCCCCCAGCUUUCUAUACCCUGUAGGAUUAGUCAGUAAUCGUGCCACACAGUGAUUGCACUCCCAAUCAGUGUCAGGGAGUAAAGGUUGAAUUAGAUAGAUAAGUAACUGGCCACUGCUAUACUAGCUCUAGUCACUGUCAUCGGCAUUAUCGAUUCAUUAGCAUUAACUUGUUUUCCCCUUGUCCUCCUUCUCCUCAGCUGUGCGUUUUGGGCGUAUCCCCAAGCGUGAGAAGCAGAGGCUAUUGGACGAGAUGCAGAGCUACAUGAACAGCCUCAACGAAUCAGCAUCCAUGGAGAUUGACUCCUCCCCUUCUUCCUCUGAGGCCCCAGCCAGUCCAGAAUCUGGAGAUUCCAUUUCCUCUGCCUACCACAACAUCUUCACCCAAGAGGAUGUGAAGCCAGUAAUCAAGAUGGCCGUCAACAACAACAACAACAAUGUCCGCAACAAUCCAGCACAUGAGUCUGGCUACUCACACCCGGCACACCAAACCCACUCCCAUUCCAACCGCUCUCAGGGGUACCAGUCACACCCCACACAAAGCUACCAGACACCCUCUCGCUGCCCACGCAACAACAAUGUUGACAACGCCCAGUAUACCUACCAACCAUCAUCCAAUCAGAGUCAAUGCCCAAUGUCCAAUGGCAGCCAGUCCGCUCAGACCUUCCAAGCCAAUCACAACAGCUUUCCAGCCGGCAAGUCUCAAAACCAGACCACCUGCCCCUGGAAGUUGAGUGGAGGUGCCAAAGUUCUGGUGAGUCUCUUUAAAAUACUAUGUAUUUCCAUAGUAUUACUAUAUAUACAAUACACACAUGACUGUAGGAGUGUCAUAGAGCCAUUCUAACCCUCUCCCUCUCUCUCAGGCAUGUCCCCUGAACGCAUGUCCCGUGGCCCCCCGUGACCGUUCCAGCCAGCAGAUCUGGGAGGCCUUCUCCCAGUGCUUCACCCCGGCCGUCAAGGAGGUGGUGGAGUUUGCCAAGAGCAUCCCCGGGUUCCAGAGUCUCAGCCAGCACGACCAGGUCAUGCUGCUUAAGGCCGGCACCUUCCAGGUGCUGAUGGUCAGGUUCUGCUCGCUGUUCGACCCCAAGGAGAAGACGGUGACCUUCUUGAACGGCCAGACAUACCCCCUGACAUCCCUUCGGGCGCUGGGCAUGGGCUCUCUGCUGGACACCAUGUUUGAGUUCAGUGAGAGGCUGGGAGCUCUAGGCCUGGAGCCCGAUGAGAUGGCCCUCUUCAUGGCUGUGGUGCUAGUGUCUGCCGGUAAGAGACUCAUAAGAGACACACACACACUGCACACACUAUAAAUCUCUUAAAGAAUCACAUAUGUUUUGUUUAGAUUUUUCGCAAUGCAUCUAACCCUCUCUCCUCUCGUCUCUCAGACCGUUCAGGUAUGGCUGACGUCGCUGCAGUGGAGCAGCUUCAGGAGACUCUGAUCAAAGCCCUGCGCUCACUCAUCACCCACCGUCGCCCUGACGACAGCGCCCUCUUCCCCAAGCUGCUGCUACGCCUCCCCGACCUGCGCACCCUCAACAACCUGCACUCCGACAAACUGCUGGCCUUCAGCAUCGACCUCUAA